ACGGAUUAAUUUGGGUGGAUUUAUGGGCCCCUGGUAGUAUUUUUAUGAGAAAUUGACACAUUCUUCUUUCUUUCAAUUCUUUUUGUGAUCUCAUAUUGUCAUUUGCGGAUUAAUUUGGGUGGAUUUGCAGCAUAUUUUUAUCUCAGACGAUUUCGCCGAAAGCCUGAAUAUAGUACAUAUAUCUCAAACAAAAACAAAUAAGGUGGGCGAAGGAAUCAUGUACUGCAUACAGGAGAGACAGAGCCAGAGGUCCAGAGAAGACUCUCUGCCUCCCCAGAGUCGUGCUUCUACACAUCAUUGCACUAUUAAAUUGUGUAGGAUUCAUUCCUACACCCUGCUUCUUCAUCACAUUGAUCAGGAUGCUGUGGAGGCUGCAGCUAAUCCCCUCAAAAUUACAACCGGCUGUGGUGGUGGUCGUCGUGGCUUUGAUAAUUCUGGCACGUCCCUCGAUCCAGAAUCCGGUUUCUGUGAAAAACGAGAUGAGCGCUAAGAAGCUGAUAGUGCAUUAUCAACAGUCGGACAGUGACUUGUGCUGUCGUACCAUUUACUGGGUGGUCAGGGAUGAUGGGGUUCAUCUAGUUUACCCGGAGGGAGAAAUCGAAUCCUAUCGACGGGAGUGGAAACACCUCUAGCCUGUUAGUGUUGUGGUAUAUGAUACACGAUUGAACCUCUCCCAACAACUCGAGUUAUUGGGAUCAACUGGUUCUUGACAUGGUAUCAGAGCCUUCUGUGACCGAGAGGUCUUGUGUUCGAUUCCCGGUAAACCCCAUUUGUUAAGCACAUGGUAUUCUGUGCAAACUUCAAGCCCUUGUGAGUGGCUUUCGUUUGAGAGGGCGUGUAAGUGUUGUGGUAUAUGAUACACGAUUGAACCUCUCCCAACAACUCGAAUUAUUGGGAUCAACUGGUUCUUGACAUAGCCAUAGGAUUGGGUUGCACCGCUUGUGCUUCCAUUCUUUUACUCUCUGUUCUGUUUCGGGUCCGUGAACCCUUUUCCUUUUCUUUUAAUAAAAUUUUCAUCCUUAUAAAAAAAAAUUAAUAAUAAUAAAGAAAGAAAGAAAGAAAUUCAUUCUAUAAGGUAUCUAACCAUAUUUAUUCACACUCAUAAACCAUAUCUUUUCAAUCCAAAUAGUUGUAUAAAUUUUUGGUUGAAUCCUUUUGAAGCAACGAGACCAUGGCCAUAUAGGGAACUACCAACAUAUAUGCGUCGAAGUCCAAGGGAAGGAAUUGCUUCCCUUUUACCUUGACUCCUAUCUGAAGAAUCGACAUGUUUUUUUGUAAGAAAUUAUGAUUACCUCAAUUUCACCGAAAGCUACAAUACAAUACAGCUCAAACAAAUAAGAUGGGCGAAGGAAUCAUUUAAUCAUUAUACACGAGGGAGAGAGAGAGAGGUUCAGAAGGCUCUCCUACUCCAAUAUUAACACGUCCGCAUGUUUUGAACGUGGAGAGGAAAGAAGUCCCUUUUGCCCCCACUGGCCAUAGCCGUGUUGCUUCUCCUACAUCAUUUUCAUUGCACUAUAAAGUCAGCCAAAACCUACACACCCUUCAUCAUCAAAUUGAUCGAUCAACAACAUGUGGCGGCUGCUAAUCCCCUCGAAAUCACGAGUGGCGGUGCUUGCCGCGGCCUUCAUCAUAUUGAUUGCAGCGCACCCCUCAACCCAGCUUAGUACGUCGACCGUUUAUGUCGAAAACGAGUUGAGUGGCAACAAGAAGCUGAUAGUGCAUUGUCGAUCCAAAGACGACGAUGUCGGAGCUCAAGCCGUCGACAUAGGCGCUGCAUUGCACUGGGGGUUUACUCCCUACGAGGGCACACUCUUUUGGUGCAAGUUGGCGGUGGAAGAUCGACGUCUUUCCUUCGAUGCAUAUAAUGGGAAGAAGGCCGAUAUUCGCUGUCGCGAUGUUCGCUGGGCGGCUAGGGACGAUGGGGUUCAUCUACUGAAUUCGGAUGGUACCGAAAUAGAAUCCUAUCGAAAAGAGUGGAAGCACCUGUUCUAGCUCUAAUUCGUACUUUGUUUACUGUACUAUUUUAUAUUUUGACCUUAGCAUCGGUAUGUUUUUUUGUCGCCUAUAAUAUCCAGAUUUUUCAUUUUCUCUAAUGAUACUUAUUGAUUUCCAUCUUUUGUUGUUUUCAAUUGGUUACUACGAUUCAGAUCCAUGGGCGGGUCAUCCGAACCCAUGGAUCCUUGAGUCAUCCUAUAAUGUCCUUUUUCACUUUCUAUGUGAGUUGCCUCUAAUAUUCUUUCUCCUUUCUUCUAAUCCACAAACCCAACUCGGAUCAAGCCAUUUCGGAGAGGGUCCGUUGAGCUCCCUUUUCUAUAAUGGUAAGCGCUGCUAGGGUAAGACGACAUCACAAGCUGAUGAGAGGGCACCGGCAGGUCAUGGAAAAAGAUGAAGGUUCUUUUAAGCACUUUGCAUCGAUAUGUUCUUUUGAACCCUAUAAACAAGAUUUUCAUUUUCCCUAAUGAAGCUAAUUACGUACACUGUAGUUUGUUUGCUCAUAUAUAUAUAUUUUUACAUUCCACUAGAUUAUUCUACGAAUUGCAUGCUUAAUGUGAAUCCGGAUGUCGUAAAUUAUAAGUCACUACGAACCAUGAAGCAAACCUUCCCCUGGUUUGUCUGGCACCUAAAGAAUUUGAAUCGUUGUUGCACAUCAGCAAAAACAAUGCCUCAGAUAGGGCUGGCUAUUUGGACCGGGACCGGAUGAAAAACCGGAAACCGGACCGUAUAACCCGGACCGAGACCGGACCGGGACCGGAUAGUAAACAAUCCAAUCCAAUUUUUGGGUUUAGAUUUGAGGUAAAAAACCGGAUAAAGACCGGAUAAGAGAGCUCAACACCCAAAACUUAAGGGUAAUUUGCAUAAACGGUCACAAACCUUUACACUUAGUACAAAACUUAACCAACUCCUCACCCUUUUAGGCCUUAGGCCACUCAAAUUCCCACAAUCUCAAUAUAAAAUCAAGAUCGAAUUGGGACCGGAUCGAGUCAAGACCGGACCAGAUCAAGACCGGACUGUAUCCAAUCCAAUCUUCGGUCCUUAUAUUUUCAAAAAAACCGGACUGGACCGGAUCAAUUUGGGCCAAUUUAACCGGACCGGACCGUAUAGCCACCCCUAGCCUCAGAGAUCGAUGCGGCAGACAAUUUAUGGCAAGAAAUAUACAUUGCGAGCCCAGACUAUGAUGAACCACACAUUCGCAUCCCCGCAAUCUAAGCACACACAAACUUUUAAACCACUACUCUCCUGUUAGUCUAAACUAGCUACCCUUUACUCACUUUUGAUCGUGAGGCCUUGCCAUGUGUACCAUAUGGUGUUAAGGCUCUUAGCUUCUACCGAUGCUACAUUUAUCUCUAUCCAUCAAUCUUGCCUUUCGAGUUCCAAUUGUCUUCUCUAUGUGCAUCCCUCACAUUCAUGUUUAAGUUGUGUUGUACUUCUAAUUCAAGAACGAAGAAUAUGUUAGCAGUUUGUCGUUUGAUCAAUAUUCAUGUUGCAAUAAUUUCAUGCCCUGCCACAUAGCGCGGACUUCCGUUCUAGUUUGAGAUUAAAAAGUUAAGUUUACUGUGAGUCUAUAACUAUAGUCCACUUACAUUCAUCCAUUCUUUAGCGGAUCACAUAUUUUACAACCCACAUUCAUCGAUCUAUAAGAAUUAAGAACCGCCCACAACAUAUUGGAUGGGUCAAUUGCGGGUUAAUUUUAGUGGAUGUAUUCCCCCUAGCGCGCGAGUGACUGUAAUUUUGUGAUAACGUACAUGGAAAAUUGACGCGUUUUUUCUUUCUUUCAAACCUUGUGCAGCACAUUAUCAUCUCUGACGAUUUCGCCGAAAGUCUGAACGUAGUACAUACAUCUCAAACAAAACAAAUAAGAUGUGCGAAGGAAUCAUAUGAUGUAUACAGGAGAGACAAAGCCAGAGGUCCAUAAAACUGUCUGCCCCUCCAGAGCCGUGCGGCUUCUACACAUCAUUGCAAUAUUAAAAGAAAAAGAAAAAAAAAAC
Linum trigynum is the source of this 3986-nucleotide messenger RNA. The record is from the annotation of a GenBank genome assembly. NCBI's taxonomy places the organism in Eukaryota, Viridiplantae, Streptophyta, Magnoliopsida, Malpighiales, Linaceae.